Ambispora leptoticha is the source of this 1545-nucleotide messenger RNA. The record is from the annotation of a GenBank genome assembly. Lineage: Eukaryota; Fungi; Glomeromycota; Glomeromycetes; Archaeosporales; Ambisporaceae.
AUGCGAGUAAAUUAUGAUAACAUCCAAGUUACGAAACCAUAUCCUGUCGGAGGACAAAGGAUAGAGUUUCGAAACGCUAAGACCGGCAGAGUUGUUACAGAUUUCCAAUUUAAAGUAUAUGACCUCUGCGCUCAGAUUCCAAAAGGCUACGUAUCAACCUAUAAACUAAUAUCGGACGCUUUGUCAAGCUCUCCUCGUGCAGUAGGCGGCGCACUUCGAGUGAACCCUUUCGCUCCGUUUCCUGUUCCCUGUCAUCGAGUUAUUUCUUCGAACUACUUUAUUGGCGGAUUUGACGGCGAAUGGGGCACCGGUGAAAAAAUCUGUGAUAAACGAGAAAAAUUAGCAGCUGAAGGAAUUACAUUUGAUGAACAAGGCUACCUGUCAAGAUUCUCCGUUGAGAUUCUUGCUCUCUGCUUAAUAAUUUUUUUUAUUUUUAUAUUAUCUUCUGUAAUCUUAAAAGAUACUCCACUCGAGUAUCGUCAUUAUGGAAAUUCUAUAAAAACGCAAUCCUACGCGCGAGUUGGGAUUAUGGGAAAUCCAUCAGAUGGAUUCUAUGGUCAAACUAUAUCAAUGUUAAUUAAUAAUUUUUCUGUCGAGUUGACUUUACUUCCAAAUGAAUUCGCAAAUAACCCAAAAGAAUAUCAAGUCAUCAAUUUCCAAUCUUCUGAAACCGGUCAAGUUAUGUACACUUUUCCAAACAUGAAUGCGUUAAUCACCACCAGCUCAUCGAUUUUCGAUCAAGACAAUCAGGGAAGCUCAUUACUUUGGGCAACUUGCAAAGUUUUCCAUGAAUAUUGCAAAACGCAUGAUAUUCCCUUUCUUGGUGAGAAUAAUAAUAGAGGAUUUACCAUUUCAUUCAAGACAACCAUCCCGCGACAAGUUGGACUCGGUGGAUCAUCAGCAAUAAUAACCGCCUUUUGGAAAGCGUUAAUGAUUUUUUAUGGGGUUAGUCGUAACCAAAUUAGCCUCGAAAUACAAGCUUCGUUGGUGCUGGCUGUUGAAAAAGACGUGUUAGGAAUUUUUGCGGGUUUACAGGAUCGUGUGAUUCAGACGUUUGGUGGAUUGAUGUUUAUGGAUUUUGGAAAAGAAUAUUUGGAAAGGCAAGGAUUUGGAAAGUAUGAACGCAUUUCGCAUGAAAAUUUACCGCCAGGAUUGUGGUUGGCUUACGAAACCAAGCCCAGUGAUUCAGGAAAAAUUCAUAGCGAAGUGCGUACAAGAUGGGAGGCAGGUGAUGCACAGGUAAUCAGUGCAAUGCAUCGUUUUGCAGAGUUUGCAAAACAAGCCAAAGAAAUCUUGUCCCAAAGAACUAAUAAUACACAACAAACAAGAAAUCAUGCUCGUAAAGAACUUGCACGACUUAUGAACGAGAAUUUCUCGUUACGUCGUGAAUUAUACGGGGAUCACGUCUUGGGACCGGCAAAUUUAUUUAUUAUUGAAAUUUCGCGUAUAUAUGGAUUUGCCGCAAAAUUAACCGGAUCCGGAGAAAGAGAAGGAUUUGCUUUUGAAUGGAUAAAGAUUCAGUUACUUGAAAAGAUAGAGCAUUGA